Molecule: messenger RNA, 3887 nt
Organism: Condylostylus longicornis
Lineage: Eukaryota; Metazoa; Arthropoda; Insecta; Diptera; Dolichopodidae
Exons: 5
Coding region: 316-3723 (1135 amino acids)
Source: RefSeq, a predicted model, not a curated record
UAAAAAUAUUCAGUCAUCAUAUAAGGUCGGAUGAAUUAAGUUUGAAAUUUCUGAAAAGAAAAAAUCCAAAUCACACACAUACACUUUUAAGUUUAACAAAUUCUUGCUACGGAAGCGCGUUUUGACCAAAUAAUCCGGAAUGCGUUUCACGUGAACACAAUAAAAUUUCUAAAACGAUUAAUAAACGAACGAGCGUGUCGUCGUAUGCUUAAAAUGAAUAUUUUCAAUUUUUAAUUUAAAUGUGAUAAAUUUAUCAAUAUUAUAUAGUAAAGAAAUUGUGAUAAAAUUGUGAAAAGUUAAAAAAAAGAAAAAGAAAUGGGUCACUCUACGUCUAAAUUAAAAAAACCUAAUAACGCAGUUGACCGUGAAUUGUAUAAAGAACAAAAACGUAAACAGAAGCAAAUUGAAGAAGAAAAGCGACGAAAAAAACUUGCAGAGAAACAAAAAAAGAAACUUGCUAAAAAAUCAAAAAAGGAUACAAAUAAAAACCUUAAUGACAACAAUACAGUUUUAGAAACAUCAAAUUAUAAAAUUGCUUUUCGCAUGGAAGAUUAUGACAAUCAGGUAGCCCUGAAAUUAGAAGAUCAAAUAUCAAAAAAAUUUGCUCAUUUCUGUCUUAAUCAAAUCGUAUUGGCGAUGCAAUUUUAUGGUAAUUAUCAAAGCGAAAAGUCAUUGAACUAUAAACAAAUUUUAAAUAGAGAAGCGGAACAGAAUCAAUAUCUUGAUAAGCAUUCAAUUUUACUGCCAAAUGCGAUUGACGAGGUCGUUCAAAGUAGAAUUCAAUAUAAACCAAAACAUGGGCUUGAUAAACAUGAACUAUCACCAUUACAAUUACAAACAAUGUAUGUUGUAUUUGAAAACGUUGAAAUUUCAAAGCCAGAUGACGCAAACUAUGACUCAAUUAAUCCUAUUUGUAAAGUUGAUAUUGAUACAAAUAUUGGACGUUCCAAAAAGUUCAAAGGUUAUUUAAGACUUCGAUUACGUGAAACAAAUUCUAUGCAAAGAUCACAUCAAUCUGAAAAUAGGAGUGAUGAUGUUGAUACAAAUAAAACAUCGAAUUCAAGUAUCGAUUCUUAUUUUGAAAAUGAUGUUACUUAUUCAAAAAAUGAAUCAAAAUUACCAACAAAGGUAACAGAACCGCAAUAUGAUACGCUUCGUAUAUGUAGGGAUUCAAAUAGUAGUGGUGUAGAUGUAACUGGUUCAGAAUACGCUUAUAUCACAAGCUUAAAUACUCAUCAACCGCUUAGUGAAUUGUAUAAAUCAAAAAAAUUAAAAUCAGAAACUCUUGAUGCAAAAGUAGUACCCGAAUCAUGUAUUACAGUAGUUGAAUAUUAUUUGGAUGAAGCAUACAAUGAAGAUGAUGACGAAAGUACUGAUUCAGAAGUUGAUGUAAUCGAAGUUAAAUAUUUAAAUUCAAAAUCUUUUUUUUGUUACUUUGCAACGGUUUUGCAAGAUCAUCUAGCACAAGAUUUGAAUUUAUGUGAUGUCGAAUUUGACAGUGCGACUUGGAAAGGUGCAUCUAUAUUCACAAAAUCAUAUGAAAUUAUACCAGCAAUUCAUCUUAGAUGUUGGCCUGACUGUGCCUUUGAAUGGAAACGCAGAACAAGAUCUAUUAUAUACAAUCCAUUAAAUGGCCAACAGCUACAAUGGCCAACGCAAGAAAUGAUAAAGAAAGUUGAAAGUUUUGGAUGUCAUGUGAUACCGAUGGGAUUUGCCCCAAAAACUGGUAAAAAUCCAUACCGUGAAUUGGAAUGGAAAAUUAUUUUUCCGAAAGCUGAACGUUACUUAGAAACCCAUUUAACGGAUACACAAGUGAAAAUUUUCAUGGUCUCUAAAUUAUUGAUCAAAACAUUUUUGGAACAAAAAAGAGAUAUUUUUAUGUUUACAAUGGAUCAUCUCAGGAUGCAUUUGUUUUGGGAAUGUGAAAAAAAUUGUGGGGCAUGGCCAGAAGAAUUUUUAGGUGAAGUAUUAUUAAGGUUUUUGAAAUCAUUUUUAGAGAGAACUACUUCAAAAUGUUUACCAGACUACUUUAUAACUGGAAGAAAUUUAUUUGAAUGCAUUCCUGAGAGCACUUUAGUAAGAAUACAUCAAAUUAUUUCGCAAAUUGUACAAAAUCCAGUUAUGCAUUUAUUAGCAGCCUAUCGAAAUUUGGAGCAAAUUGAACCAUUCUUUCCAAAAUUAAAUUAUAAAAAAUUGUAUUCAAUUAUUGUAGUUGACAAUCCCUUGAAUUUGAUUGAUCAAUUAAAAACUUGUGUCCGACGAAAUCCUAUUUUGAUGCAGAUGGGAGAAAGCAAUACUGUAAAUAAGAAAAAGGAAUUUGUAUUUGCUGGUUACGAUGAUAUUAACUCAGAUGAAGAAAAUAAAGGUUUAAUAGGGUUUUCACAUAAACAAGAGCGGAGACAAAAGCAGGGUAGACGUUCAAAACGCUUGAAAUCUCGUGGAAGACUGCAGAGUGUAAGAAGAAAAACCAGAGAAGUAAAGUCCGUAGCAAGAGAAUCAAUCGACUCCAUAGAAAUGCAUCAAUAUAUUUUCACAACCAAUUUGGAUGAGUUAGAACGAGAGAAAAGGAAAAAUAUUCCAGCAAUGGACGACAUUCGACGAUCGUUAACCAUUGAAAUGUUUAUAAGACAAUUUAUUCAUCAGGCUAAAGCGUCUUAUGAACUGAAGUCUUUAGAUAAAACAAGAAUAUAUUUAAAUCAAGCUGCUCGUCUUUGUAAUUUCUUAGCGAAAUACAAUUACGAAGAUGGCGCAAAAAAAUUUUUAGAUAAAAUCGAAAAAAUGAAAAAUAGUUUUGGAUCAUUAUCACAAGCAAAUGGAAGCAAUGAAAAUCCUCCAGAAUUACCAGAGCGAACUAGUUUGGAACCAAUAAAAUCAUUUAGGUUAGAAGAAUUAAGUUCUAAUAAGAAUCACUCUGAACCGGUAUUACUAAGAAAUCAAGAUAGCUCGUCAGCAGAAAGUCAACGUUUAAGAAAUGAAAAAGUCAGAUCAGUGCAUUUCGAUGAAGAAAAUUCAUUUGAACCCAGGACUUUCACUUUCGAGGCCGAUGUACAUAAUCAUCCAAAUGAUGUGUUAAAAAAGAAUGACAAAGAUAAUAGGAACUCAAAUCAGAACGAAUUUGUCAAACAAAAAAGUUCUGUGGAAUCUUUUAAUCCUAAUAAAAUAUUAAGGGCAUCAAGUAUAAGAGCUAGUAGAAAACAAGAUUCGUUUAGAAAGCACGUACAAAUCGAACCACGUGUAGUUACUAUACAAAGAAUGGAAAGUUUUAAGCCAAAAAAGCAAAUAUCUAUUGAAGAAAGCCCAAAGGCAAGAAAAAGUAUUUUAAAGCCAAGUAGAGAACUUUCCGUUGAAAAUACCAAUCGAAAUACUCCAAAAAUGAGGGUAACGUUAAGCGCAGAAGAUUUAGAAACUGCUAAUAUUCCUAAUGGCUUGUUGAAGCGCCCAAGCAUUGAUUCAAAUUCUAGUCAAGGUGAAAUAAGAGAUCAAAUAUUUUCCAAACAUCUUAAUAUUGAUGAUGACAAUAAUUUAAAGUUAGCCAGUUUUAGCUCAGAUACAACAAUAAGUGAAAUUGAGGAAAAUACCGCUGGUUUAACAUUUAAAGAGUUAUUUGAACGUCGAAAAAAUCUUAUACAUAGAAAGUUAGUUUCAAGUUUAGUUUUACAACAAGAAGAUGAUUGCCACUACAGUAGCGAAUCCGAUGUUAAUGAAAACUCAACUGAUUUAUAGAUCUAUUGUAAAUUAUUUUGUAACAUAUUGUUAUGAUUUUAUUUAAGUUAUAGAUAGCAAUAAUAUUAAUGUUAGUAACUUUUUACUCUAAGAAUUUUAAAAUUUAUAAAUAUUUUCAAAAAAAAAAUUUGAUAUUCUUAAUUUAGCGAAAAUUUUUCAUAAAA